Messenger RNA from Fomitopsis serialis, 561 nucleotides. RefSeq lists its product as uncharacterized. The transcript has 4 exons. Bases 1 to 561 code for a protein of 186 amino acids. NCBI's taxonomy places the organism in Eukaryota, Fungi, Basidiomycota, Agaricomycetes, Polyporales, Fomitopsidaceae. The record is from RefSeq and is a predicted model, not a curated record.
AUGGAGUACAGCCACGGGAAAGACAAGGCCCAGGGUGCCCCCGGGGGCACUUUUCCGUCGGUGUAUUUUGGCAUGGGCGAUCUCAGCGUCUACACGCUCACUAGAACCACCGAGGAGGUCCUGUCGAACAGGAUUCCCGGCGGAUUGGCCACACCGUUUCGAACCCAUAACGCCUCCGAGUCAUUGAAAGACAAGAUCAGGAUCAGGGUCCAUUGGCCCAACCACGACGAUGACAGCACGCACGUCGCGCAGAACUUUUCACUCAGGACUGGCCACAUCACUGUGGUUCAGCUCGCGCAGUCUGUCAGUAGCGUCGUCAAGAGGGUGAUGGAGCAUUGCAUGCUUGAACGCAACCGCCCGCCAAAUCACUGCUGCUGGGGGGUUAACGAACUCAAGCAGUAUGGCUUGACCGGCGAGUGUGUCUAUCUGUUCGCUCUGCACCAUGUCGGUGGGAUGACUUUCCAGCCCGAGCUCCACGUCGCGCCGUCCAUGCAACCGCACCUGUUUCCUAGUCCACGCCCUGCCACCUACGAGGACCUCGUCGCUGCCGGGCUAGCAUGA